GGGGCCUGGCGGGGUCAACCCCGACAAAGUGGCUUGACACAUGGCUAUGUGGGCCCUGGGAGGCCGCCUUGGCCUUCGCGGGUGCCUCGGGGCCGGCAGGCUACUUUGUCCCCGUUUCCAGAGCCGCGGUUUCCCGGGCGCGGAAGACGGGGACGGGCCACAGCCUUCCUCGAAGUCACCCAAGAUCCCCAAGAUUUACACCAAAACAGGAGAUAAAGGGUUUUCCAGCACCUUCACUGGAGAACGGCGGUCCAAAGAUGACCAGGUGUUUGAAGCUUUGGGAACUACAGAUGAAUUAAGCUCAGCUAUUGGGUUUGCCAUGGAAUUAAUUGCAGAAAAGGGCCACCCAUUUGCUGAAGAGCUUGAGAAAAUCCAGUGCUCCCUGCAGGACGUCGGCUCCGCCCUGGCGACCCCGCGCUCCUCGGCCAGGGAGGCCCACUUGAAGCACACCGCGUUUGGGAUGGGCCGCAUCCUGGAGCUGGAGCAGUGGAUCGACAGAUACUCCAGCCAGCUGCCCCCGCUCACGGCUUUCAUUCUGCCUUCAGGAGGCAAGAGCAGCUCCGCGCUGCAUUUGUGCCGGGCCGUGUGCCGCCGAGCUGAGAGACGGGUGGUGCCUCUGGUCCAGAUGGGUGAGACAGAUGCAAACGUGGCCAAGUUCUUAAACAGGCUCAGCGACUAUCUCUUCACCUUAGCCAGAUACGCAGCCAUGAAGGAGGGGAACCGAGAAAAAAUAUACAAGAAAAACGACCCGUCGGACUGAAUCUGAGGCACUUGGAAAUAAUGGAAAGAGGGAGCCUUGUAAACCCUUCCGGGGUGGCUCUCGGGAAAAGGGGGGUUUGCCCUUUGUGUCCUGGCUCCGGAGGCUGGUCUUUUGUCCAAACUCAGCCGCCUUUCAGACCCCUGCCACCUCCCUCCAGGAGCUGGGGCUGCUGGAGAACCUGCACCCCCACCCCCAGGCUCUCCUUGGUGUUAGAGGCGGUGGGAUUGACGUCAGUAUUGCAGGAAAGAGAGGUGAAGUGAUUGCUGUAAUGAGAAGCAGCUGCCCCGACAAAGAAUAAAAGUGGGGAAGGUUUGUACUGA
Molecule: messenger RNA, 1080 nt
Organism: Phyllostomus hastatus (greater spear-nosed bat)
Lineage: Eukaryota; Metazoa; Chordata; Mammalia; Chiroptera; Phyllostomidae
Gene: MMAB
Product: metabolism of cobalamin associated B
Exons: 9
Coding region: 41-760 (239 amino acids)
Molecular function (GO): corrinoid adenosyltransferase activity
Source: RefSeq, a predicted model, not a curated record